Molecule: messenger RNA, 1821 nt
Organism: Vicia faba (fava bean)
Lineage: Eukaryota; Viridiplantae; Streptophyta; Magnoliopsida; Fabales; Fabaceae
Source: the annotation of a GenBank genome assembly
AUGGGUUCUGAGGUAGAACAACACAUUCCAAACCAAACGACAAACACAAACAUUAACAAAUCCAAUGAAAACAAAAACACAAACACCAACACCAACGGUAACAUUUCCGUUGCAAAAACUCUCUCAAUAGUCCAACCUCAUUCACUUCUCCCAAAACCAACACCACCAAUCGCCACUUCAAAUCCCAAACCCCCAAACGACGCCGCUCCGUCAACAUUCAAAACAUUCUUCCGCCAACGUAGUAACAACCUGUCGUCGGCUAUAUCGCGGACGAUCUCGUCGAUAAAAACAUCCAUCGACGACAUAAACGACAAAAACAACUCGUCGUUUAACGAUGUUACGGAAUUCAAACUAUCAGGUCUAAAAGUAGUUGUAGAGACGAAAAACGACUUGUCGUUGGGCAAAGUUCAAAUCACGUUGUUUUCUAAAUCCAACUGCAGAGACUGUUCUGCAGUUCGAAGAUUCUUCAAGGAGAGAGGAAUGAAAUUCGUUGAAAUCAACGUCGAUGUGUACACCAAGAGGGAAAAUGAGCUGUAUCAAAGAACGGGAAACACAAACGUUCCCAAGAUUUUCUUCAACGGGGAGCUGAUCGGAGGAUUGGUGGAGCUGAACGCGAUGAGGAAGAACGAAGGCGGUGAAUUGGAGAAGAAGCUGAAUGAAGUUGCGGAUGAGAAGUUUUCCGGCGAUGUUCCGGUGGCGCCGGAGUAUGGAUUUGAUGAGGUGGCGGAAGAGGUGGUGGAGGAGGAGGUGGAGAUUGUGAAGGUGGUGAGAGCGUUGAGACAGAGGUUGCCGAUUCAAGAUCGGUUGGUGAAGAUGAAGAUUGUGAGAAAUUGUUUUGCUGGGACUGAGUUGGUGGAGUUUCUUAUUCGUCACCAUGGAUAUGUUCAUGCUGAGGCGGUUGAGAUAGGAAGUCUGUUAUGCCAAAAGUACUUCAUCAAUUCAGUUUUCGGGGAAAUUGAUUUCGAGGAGGGAAAUCACUUCUACCGAUUCCUUGAGCACGAAGGUUUUAUCCCAAAAUGUUUCAAUUUCCGUGGUACCACAAAUGACAGUGAACCGAAAAAUGCAGCUACAGUUUGUGAUAGACUUACCAAGAUUAUGUAUGCUAUUCUUGAAUCUUAUGCUUCUGAAGAUAGGAGACGUGUUGAUUAUGUGGCCAUCAGCAAAAGUGAGGAAUUUCGAAGGUAUGUAAACAUGACUCAGGAUCUGCAGAGGGUGGAUCUCUUAGAACUAUCUGAAAACGAGAAACUCGCCUUCUUCUUAAACAUGUACAAUGCCAUGGUUAUCCAUGCUAUGAUAAGAGUAGGGUGUCAAGAAGGUGCGAUUAAUAGGAGAUCCUUCUCUGAUUUCCAGUAUCUGAUCGGAGGACAUUCUUAUUCUCUUGCCAUUAUUACAAAUGGUAUUCUUAGAAGCAAUCGGAGGUCGCCUUAUUCCUUAGUCAAGCCCUUUGGCACAAGAGACAGACGGUUAGAGGUUGCAGUUGUCAAAAUGAAUCCUUUGAUUCACUUUGGACUUUGUAAUGGCACAAAGUCAAGCCCAAAGGUCAGAUUUUUUUCACCUUGUAGAGUUGCAGAAGAAUUGAGAUGUGCAGCUAGAGAGUUCUUAGAGAACGAUGGAAUCGAAGUUGACCUAGAGAAGAGGACUCUUCAUCUCAGUCCAAUUUUUAAGUGGUACAGUGCAGAUUUUGGACAUGAGAGAAAUGUGGUAAAAUGGAUAAUGAACUACUUGGAUGCAAACAAAACAGGUCUUUUGACACAUCUCUUAGAUGAUGGUGGUCCAGUUCAUAUAUCAUACAAAAAUUAUGAUUGGUCAAUAAAUUCUUGA